Suncus etruscus (white-toothed pygmy shrew) is the source of this 3165-nucleotide messenger RNA. It is a transcript of the gene ST18, whose product is annotated as ST18 C2H2C-type zinc finger transcription factor. The transcript has 19 exons. Lineage: Eukaryota; Metazoa; Chordata; Mammalia; Eulipotyphla; Soricidae. The record is from RefSeq and is a predicted model, not a curated record. Gene Ontology annotation, cellular component: nucleus. Gene Ontology annotation, biological process: regulation of transcription by RNA polymerase II. Gene Ontology annotation, molecular function: DNA-binding transcription factor activity, RNA polymerase II-specific; RNA polymerase II cis-regulatory region sequence-specific DNA binding; zinc ion binding. The coding region runs from base 2 to 3091 and encodes 1029 amino acids.
CAUGGAUUCUCUAAUACAGGAGCUCAGCACAGCCUAUGAUUGCUCUUUGAGGAAGAAGAGACGAGCUGAAGAGCAGGCUUUUGGUGUGCCCGUCAAUAAGAGAAAAUCCCUGCUGAUGAAGCCCCAGCACUACAGCCCAAAUACAGACUGCAAACAAGAGUGUGGUGACAGGAUAGAGGGAGAUGAAGAUGGCAGUCUCUUGGAAAACAAUGACCACCUUUCCACAGAAGUAAUGAUGAAACCAAUAAUUAAGAACCUUGCUGCAAUUGCACAAGAUAAUUCCAGUGGGAAAGAAGAGCGAUAUGGCUGUUAUCAAGAGAUCGUGGUCAAAUCUUUAAUGCAUUUAGGGAACUUUGAAAGCAGUGUGUCUGUUCAGUCCCUGAGUGAAAACUUGAAUGACAGUGGCAUUCAGUCUCUCAAAGCAGAGAGUGACGAAGUAGAUGAGUGCUUUACAAUCCAUUCUGAUGAUGGAAAAGACAAAACCAAUGAGUCCCAGCUCCAGUUCUGCUCCUCAGAAGACAAUGAAAGUAGCUCUGAAAGUGCAGAGAAUGGUUGGGACAGUGGAUCUAAUUUCUCAGAAGAAACCAAACCACACAGAGCCCCAAAGUUUGUUUUAGUGAAUAAUAAAGACUUAUCAGAAGGUCCUCCAGAAGUCAAAACGGAAGCUGAGAAAUUUCUCUCUUACGACAACCUCUGUGAUGCUGAAACCAACAGGCGAGACCCCCAGAGUGCUUGCAUGGACAGUUUGGGUGGUAAUGCCCAGCUCUCCUUCUCCAGCAUGGAGGAGGAUGAUAAGGAGUGUCUGGCAGCAGUGGCAAAAGAGUCUGUGGAUCUGGAGAAAACCAAAGGGAACUUAAGUUUAUUGGAGCAAGCGAUUGCUCUGCAGGCAGAGCGAAGCUGUGUCUUCCAGAACAACUACAAGGAGCUGGACAGGUUUUUACUGGAGCAUCUAGCAGGGGAAAAAAGGCAAACCAAAGUUACUGACAUGGGUGGAAGGCAAAUCUUUAAUAUUAAACAUUCACCGAGGCCUGAAAAGCGAGAGACAAAGUGUCCCAUCCCUGGCUGCGACGGCACAGGACAUGUUACUGGACUUUAUCCCCACCACCGCAGCCUUUCAGGGUGCCCCCACAAGGUCCGAGUUCCCCUAGAAAUUCUUGCCAUGCAUGAAAAUGUACUCAAGUGUCCCACCCCGGGGUGCACCGGAAGGGGUCAUGUGAACAGCAACCGCAACACCCACAGGAGUCUUUCUGGUUGUCCAAUUGCUGCAGCUGAAAAGUUGGCAAUGUCCCAGGACAAAAGUCAGCUUGAUUCUCCAAAAACCAGUCAGUGUCCUGACCAGAUUCACAGAACAAGCUUAGUAAAGCAAAUUGAAUUCAAUUUCCGGUCACAAGCCAUCUCAUCUUCCAGAGCCAUGGUGUCAAAUGAGCAAGAGAAGUUUGGGAAAGUACCAUUUGAUUAUGCCAGUUUUGAUGCCCAGGUUUUUGGUAAACAUCCCCUUACACAAUCAGGGCAAGGAAGAAAAACACCACCAUUUCCUGAAUCAAAGCAUUUUUCAAAUCCAGGAAAAUAUCCUAACCGACUACCUAGCACUGGCGCCCCUGCACGGAGUCCUUGUAGUGCCAGCUCUUACAGCUACGGUCAAUGUAGUGAAGACACCCACAUAGCCGCAGCAGCUGCUAUCCUGAACCUUUCCACACGCUGCAGGGAAGCUGCCGGCAUCCUCUCCAACAAACCACAGAAUCUGCUAGCCAAGGGAACUGAAAUAGAAGUGGAUGAAAAUGGCACACUGGACUUGAGCAUGAAAAAAAAUCGAAUCCUGGACAAAGCUGCACCCCUAACUUCCUCCAAUACUUCUAUUCCAACUCCUUCCUCUUCCCCAUUCAAAACAAGCAGUAUUUUGGUCAAUGCUGCAUUCUAUCAGGCUCUCUGCGAUCAAGAGGGCUGGGAUACACCCAUUAACUACAGCAAAGCUCAUGGAAAGAUGGAGGAAGAGAAAGAGAAAGACCCAGUCAGCUCCCUAGAAAUUUUAGAAGAAAAGAAGUUCCCUGGAGAGUCCUCUAUUCCAAGCCCUAAAUCCAAGCUCCACACAAGAGAUCUCAAAAAGGAACUAAUCACCUGCCCAACACCAGGAUGUGAUGGAAGUGGUCAUGUGACAGGAAAUUAUGCAUCCCAUCGUAGUGUUUCUGGAUGUCCUUUGGCAGAUAAGACUCUUAAAUCCCUCAUGGCUGCUAACUCCCAGGAGCUUAAGUGCCCGACUCCAGGCUGUGAUGGCUCUGGGCAUGUUACUGGAAAUUAUGCUUCACACAGAAGCUUGUCGGGCUGCCCUCGGGCCAGGAAAGGUGGUGUCAAAAUGACUCCCAUGAAGGAAGAAAAAGAAGACUCUGAACUCAAAUGUCCUGUGAUAGGGUGUGAUGGCCAAGGUCACAUAUCAGGCAAAUACACAUCCCACCGCACAGCUUCUGGUUGCCCUCUGGCUACCAAGAAACAGAAGGAGAUUCAGCUCAAUGGGGCACCCCUCUCCUGGAAAUUGAAUAAGCAGGAGCUUCCUCAUUGUCCUUUACCAGGCUGCAAUGGACUGGGCCAUGUAAAUAAUGUGUUUGUUACCCACAGAAGCUUAUCUGGAUGUCCAUUAAAUGCACAAGCCAUAAAAAAGAGCAAAGUUUCAGAGGAACUAAUGACCAUCAAACUCAAAGCAACUGGAGGAAGAGAGAGUGAUGAAGAAAUUAAGCAUUUGGAUGAAGAAAUAAAGGAACUAAAUGAAUCAAACCUUAAAAUUGAAGCAGAUAUGAUGAAACUUCAGACACAGAUAACAUCUAUGGAAAGCAACUUGAAGACAAUAGAAGAGGAGAACAAACUUAUAGAACAGAACAAUGAAAGCCUGCUGAAGGAGCUGGCAGGUCUAAGCCAAGCUCUCAUUUCAAGUCUUGCUGACAUUCAGCUCCCACAGAUGGGGCCUAUCAGUGAGCAGAAUUUUGAAGCAUAUGUAAAUGCACUCACAGACAUGUACAGCAAUCUGGAACAGGACUAUUCACCUGAAUGCAAAGCUCUGCUGGAAAGCAUCAAACAGGCGGUGAAGGGCAUCCAUGUGUAAGAGCACAGCCCGUAGGCUACAGGAAUAACCAACAGCAAAGACAGAUGGAACCUGCACUGCUCCUGAGCUGCGGA